Trichoderma harzianum CBS 226.95 is the source of this 1322-nucleotide messenger RNA. RefSeq lists its product as hypothetical. The coding region runs from base 103 to 981 and encodes 292 amino acids. The transcript has a single exon. Lineage: Eukaryota; Fungi; Ascomycota; Sordariomycetes; Hypocreales; Hypocreaceae. The record is from RefSeq and is a predicted model, not a curated record.
AGGAAGUUGGGCACGAUUCAGCAACCUGGUCCUCCGUAGCAGGCGAGAGAGGCAGCACAGGCACUGUAAGCAUUGGAUCGCUGGCUGUGGUGCGAUGGAUGGAUGUACUUGGCAGGUCACCGCGUUGUUCCCUCGCGUGGACGCAUCGAGCAGCGUCGGCGCUCUUUGACGCUGUGGCUGAGAGCGAUGCUCCGUUGCGGUACUUUGGGAAUACCGCGCAUCUACCUGCACCUGCACCUGCACUCGCAUCCUUUGGCCAUCAGCAACGGACCAGCGCAGAACCAGCAGCAGCAAUCCUCCGGCGGCCAGUCAAUGCUAUAUGUAUUUUUGUCUAUUUGUGGACAAUCCGCCGCCGCGUUGCAUUGCCCAAGCAAUUUGAUUUGCAAGGGCCUGUUCGGUAGCACCCGAUGCCUCCCCCGCCUGGCCAGUCACCAGCGGCCUGAAUUGCUACUCGUUCACUGCUCUGCCCACUACCCACUGCAGCUCAGCGCCAAGCGCCCAGUUACAGCGCCCACAGCAGCGCGCGCGCCACAGCACUUGCCCGCGCACAGGCUCAGGCUCAGGCUCAGGCGCCCUUCCAAAUCUCAGCUCCCCCCCUUCUUCUAUCCAUUCCAUCCUCUCCCUCCGCUUUUUUCCCUCUUCCCUUCAUUCUCUCUCCCUGACAACCUUCGCCCCGACGAGAGCAUCGCUUCGUUCGGCACUUUUUCUUUCGAGCAUCGCCGCCUUUUCGACUCGACUCAUCGACACGCCCCGCUGCAGCACCUUCGAUCUGCAAUAAUUUUUUUGUUUUCUUUUUUUCUUUUUCGCUCAGGCCUGCCUUCGUUGCCACGCACCCGCUACCUCGUCACCGACAUAUCGAAUUUGGCGCCCUCCCCGUCGGCUGCUCUUCCAAAUUCUCCUCUGCAGGUUAGUUGGCCUCUUGGAGUUUCCAUCUCGGUUACUUCGUGCCCAUCUUUGCCCUUCUCCCCUGUUUUGCAUUGAUUUCUCCCUCUGCGGCAUAUGCAGCCCUGAUGGCGUGGUUCUACCUCCUAUCCUGGAGCAAACGUUUGCUCUCGUCAGGCUCUUGUCAUGCAUGAUUCGGCCUAGCACCGGAUUUUGCUGGUGGCGGAUCUAGCCACCGCCCUUCAGCAGGCCCCUAGGCCCACUCCCUUUGUCAAACCAUUUCAUCACAGCCUCUUUGAUCUUCCUCCCUCCAUCUCUUAUUUUUUUUUUUCCUGUUCUACAUUUGCAUUUUGCAUCCUUCGUCGCUACUCUUCACCCUCGCUUUAUUUGUACGGCGAUUAUUUGAUGGUGGCCGAUAUUAAAAACGUCUCAGGAUUUGC